This is a messenger RNA of Colletotrichum orchidophilum, 2481 nucleotides long. Its product is annotated as dihydroorotate dehydrogenase. The transcript has 5 exons. Gene Ontology annotation, cellular component: mitochondrial inner membrane; cytoplasm. Gene Ontology annotation, biological process: pyrimidine ribonucleotide biosynthetic process; 'de novo' pyrimidine nucleobase biosynthetic process. Bases 1 to 2481 code for a protein of 826 amino acids. Lineage: Eukaryota; Fungi; Ascomycota; Sordariomycetes; Glomerellales; Glomerellaceae. Gene Ontology annotation, molecular function: dihydroorotate dehydrogenase activity. The record is from RefSeq and is a predicted model, not a curated record.
AUGAGGGCCCGGACCCCGGCGGAAGGGCCGCCAUCGGCGUCGGCAAUGCCACUGCCGCACUUUCCCGUGCUCCAGGGGUCCAGGCGGGCAGUCCAGGGUGGGCGUGCGAUCAUGGCGACGACCACAACACUGUUCCGAGUGUUCUUGCGCCGCCAGACGCCCGGGGCCCAAGGACUGCGCAACCGCCUCGCACAACACCAGCAGCGCCGCGCGAAUUCCGACGCACCCACGCCGAAGAGGGCAGAGGAUCCCAUUCCGGUGCCCAACACUAUCACAACGAUCCCGUUAUGGCAGCGCCUCGGGCCCUUGACCCGCGCGGCAGAGGGCUAUGCCCGGGCCCAGCGCAAGAGGCCCUUGAUGACACAAUUCGUCAGCUCCCUGGUCAUCUACUUUUGCGCCGACCUCUCUGCCCAGAAUAUGAGCGGCAACGACUACGACCCCGAGCGGACGAUGCGCUCGUUGAUCAUUGGCGCCAUUUCUUCUAUUCCCAGUUAUAAGUGGUUCAUCUUCCUCUCUCAAAACUUCAACUACGCCUCGCGACUCCUCUCGCUCGGCACCAAAGUCGUGGUGAACCAGGUGUGCUUCACGCCCAUAUUUAACUCGUACUUUUUCGGCAUGCAGGCGUUUUUGGCCGGCGACAACUUGGAGCAGAUCGUCGAGCGCAUCCGACGGACCGUGCCCGUGAGCAUCGUCAACUCGUGCAAGCUGUGGCCUGCGGUCACGGCCUUCAGCUUCUCUUUCAUCCCGAUGGAGUAUCGCAGCGUAUUCUCGGGCGUGAUCGCGGUCGGAUGGCAGACGUAUUUGAGCUUCUUGAAUAGACAGGCCGAAGUCAUCGAGGAGGCAGAGGAAGUCGAGGAGAGAACGCAUGCGGUGCAGGCCAUCGCUGCCCAUGAGAGAGCGACGCCAAACGUACGACAUCACAACCCUCAAAUCCUCCCCAACGCCGAGCCAUUGAGUGUUGGCCAGGACCGGUACCUGUCCUCUGCAAUGGCGUCCAUCUGCAUGCGAUCCUGCCGCGUGCAAUCAGUCCUCCGAUCCGCCAGAAAUCCCACCGCCGUCCGUCCCAGACUCCCUAGCAACAUCCCCCGACGUCAUGCUUCCACCGCCACCGGCUCCUCGACGAAUUCCCAGGCCGGCUCGGGCCUGAAGACUGGCCUUUACAGCGUUGCCCUCGCCGGGUCCCUUUACAUCUCCUACCUCUAUGUCACCGACACGAGGGCCUCAAUCCACCGACUGUCACCCAUGGUGAUGCGCUUCGUCUGGAGCGACGCCGAGGACGCUCACCACGCCGGCACCGGCAUGAUGAAGACGCUCUAUGACCUCGGCUUGCACAUCCGCGAACGCGACAGAACCCUCGCUGAACACCCCGCUCUGGCGACCGAAGUCUACGGCAUGAAGCUGGCCAACCCCAUCGGCAUCAGCGCUGGUCUCGACAAGCACGCCGACAUCCCUGACGCCCUCUUCGCCCUUGGUGCCGGCAUUGUCGAGGUCGGUGGCUGCACACCCCGCCCGCAGGAUGGCAACCCUCGCCCGCGUGUCUUCCGCGUCCCGAGUCUCGACGGCAUGAUCAACCGAUACGGUCUGAACUCGCGGGGUGCCGACAGCAUGGCGAUUACAUUGAGGGAGCGCGUGCGCAAGUUCGCUCGCAAGGUUGGUGCUACGGAACAGGAGGUUCUAGAUGGCGAGGCUGGUGUCCCCGCAGGCAGUUUGCUCCCCGGCAGACUGCUGGCUGUGCAGAUUGCCAAGAACAAGGAGACGGACCAGAAGGACGUCAAUGCUGUGGCUCAGGAUUACGUCUACUGCGUGCAACGUCUUGCUAGAUAUGCCGACAUCCUCGUGGUGAAUGUUAGCAGCCCCAACACCCCUGGCCUCCGCGAUCUGCAGGCCACGGAGCCUCUGACGAGGCUGUUGAGCGCUGUGGUGCAGGAGGCCGGCAAGGUGGACCGCAGGGUUCACCCCAAGGUCAUGGUCAAGGUUUCUCCUGAUGAGGAGGAGGAUACCCAGAUCGAGGGUAUUGUUCAGGCCGUCUGCAGCAGCGGUGUUGACGGCAUCAUCGUAGGCAACACCACCAACCGCCGCACUGGCAUCGUUCCCCAGGGUGUCAAACUUAGUGCGAAGGAGCAGAAGGCCCUGCAGGAGACGGGCGGAUACUCAGGACCCGCCAUGUACAACAGAACUCUGGAUUUGGUCGGAAGAUAUCGCAAGAAGCUAGAUGCCCAAACGCUCCAGACCGGCUCGGCCGAGGAGGCGGCUGCCAUUCCUGACAUUGAUGGCACCUUUUCUGGCAAGCUUCACGAUCUGAUCGAGGGUAAGGAUACCCCGAGAAAGGUUAUUUUCGCGACGGGCGGCAUCACGAACGGAGAGCAGGCGCUCAAGAUCCUCAAUGCGGGCGCGAGUGUGGCCAUGGUGUACACUGGCUUGACGUACGGCGGACCAGGGACAAUUACUAGAAUAAAAGGGGAGAUCAAGGACCAGGCAUAG